Messenger RNA from Adelges cooleyi (spruce gall adelgid), 2909 nucleotides. It is a transcript of the gene Hsc70Cb, whose product is annotated as heat shock 70 kDa protein 4. Gene Ontology annotation, molecular function: ATP-dependent protein folding chaperone; ATP binding. The record is from RefSeq and is a predicted model, not a curated record. Gene Ontology annotation, biological process: protein folding. NCBI's taxonomy places the organism in Eukaryota, Metazoa, Arthropoda, Insecta, Hemiptera, Adelgidae. Bases 258 to 2630 code for a protein of 790 amino acids. The transcript has a single exon. Gene Ontology annotation, cellular component: nucleus; cytosol.
UUCGCUGCUCGAACAUUCUAGAAAAUUCCCAUUUCCCUCGAUCGAUCCCUCAUUUGUGAUUUCCAAGUUACAUCUUUUUACCGGUACCAACUACCAUUUCACAUUUAUGAUUCGCCGUUUACCUCGAGUGUGUUAAAUUGUUAGUUAUUUACCGACUCUCGUUUACCGGCUCUAAUUUCAUUCCGCGUUGAAGUAGGAAUAUCUCUAAACGUAUUAUAUCCACGUGUUUUUGUGUGUGUGUUUGUGUUUCAAUUAAAAUGGCUUCAAUGUCUGUAAUCGGUAUAGAUUUUGGUAGUGAAUCGUGUUAUGUGGCUGUGGCUCGGGCUGGAGGUAUUGAAACCAUCGCCAAUGAUUACAGCUUACGAGCAACGCCUUCGUGUGUAGCGUUCAGCCCCAGGAAUCGCAUCAUCGGAGUGGCUGCUAAAAAUCAAAUGGUAACCAACAUGAAAAACACCAUACACGGGUUCAAACGAUUACUGGGACGGUCAAUCGACGAUCCGUUCGUCCAACAAGAAAUCAAGUCUUUACCAUUUAAUGUUGUGAAAUGCGACAACAACAAAAUUGGCAUUAACGUGAAUUAUCUCAACGAACAACACACUUUUAGUGUCGAACAAAUCACUGGCAUGCUGUUGACGAAACUUAAAGAAAUAUCAGAAAUAUCUCUCAAAACUAAGGUAAAUGAUUGUGUGAUAUCUGUACCGUCGUUCUUCACCAAUGCUGAACGUAAAGCAUUACUCGAUUCGGCGGCAAUUGCCGGCCUUAACGUAUUGCGUCUGUUCAACGAAACUACAGCAACAGCUCUAUCUUAUGGUAUUUACAAACAAGACUUGCCCAACUCCGAAGAGAAACCACGUAAUGUAGUGUUUGUCGAUUGCGGCUACACUUCACUUCAAGUUUUUAUCUGUGCUUUCAACAAAGGCAAACUUAAAAUGUUGGCUAGUACGUUUGAUGCCCGAUUAGGUGGUAGAGAGUUUGAUCAACUUCUAGCUGAACAUUUUAGUAAAGAUUUCAAAUCUAGAUAUAAUAUAGAUCCAAGGACCAAUGCUCGAGCAUACGUAAGAUUAUUAUCUGAAGUUGAAAAAAUAAAAAAACAAAUGUCAGCAAACUCGACUAAAUUGCCAAUGAACAUAGAGUGUUUUAUGGAAGACAAAGAUGUGCACGGUGAUAUUAAAAGAAGCGAGUUUGAGGAGUUGGCUAUGCAUUUAUUCGAUAGAGUUGAAAAAACAUUAGAACAGUGUCUUAAAGAUUCAAAACUUAGCAAAGACGACAUAUAUUCAGUAGAAAUUGUUGGAGGUUCGAGUCGUAUUCCAUACAUCAAGGGAUUAAUAGAAAAUAUUUUUGGAAAAUCUCCGAGUACAACUUUGAAUCAAGAUGAAGCCGUCGCUCGAGGUUGCGCCUUACAAUGUGCUAUGCUGUCACCAGCCGUCAGAGUUCGAGACUUCAGUGUUACUGAUAUUCAAAACUUCCCAAUUGAGCUUGUAUGGGAACCAGCCGAUGACUCUGACGAUGGUCAUGCCGAAGUUUUUCCCAGGAAUCAUCCUGUUCCUUUUUCAAAAAUGCUGUCAUUCUACCGCCUCUCUCCAUUUACUGUUAAAGCCCAUUAUACAGGAUCUAUUCCGUAUGCUGACACUUAUAUUGGUCAGUUUACAGUGCGCGAUGUCAAACCAACAUCGGACGGUGCCAGUCAAAAGGUUAAAGUAAAAGCCAGGGUUAACAUUAAUGGUGUAUUCAGUAUUAGUAGUGCAACUCUUCUAGAGAAAUCUGAACAAAAAGAGGAAUCCAUAGUCCCACCAUCUGAACCAAUGGAAACUUCCGAAAAAGAUCAGCAACCAGCCGAAAAUGAAGAAAACAAGACCGAGGAGAAAAAAGAAGAGAAGAAAAAAUCGGUGACCAAAACAAUCGACCUACGUAUUGAUGCACUUACCCACGGGUACUCCGUCAUGGAUUUAAAUAAUUAUAUUGAACAAGAAGGUAAAAUGGUAGCUACUGACCGGCAAGAAAAAGAAAGAGUCGACGUACGAAAUUGUCUUGAAGAAUAUAUCUAUGACAUGAGAGGGCGUAUUUCUAGUGAAGAAGAUCUGGCAUCUUAUAUUUUAGAUAGUGAUAGGGAAAAAAUUUCCAAACAAUUGGAAGAACUAGAAACGUGGUUAUAUGAAGACGGUGAAGAAUGUUCCAAAGCCAUUUACACUGAAAAAUUGGAUUUAUUGAAAUCUGUUGGUGAACCUAUAAAGAGACGCAAAGUUGAAUACACCACUUUCCCAUCUGUAAAAGAUCAAGCCUUUCAACUGAUCGCACACGCUCAAAAUGAUGUCGAUGCUUUCCGCAAAGGAAGUGAACAGUUUAAUCAUUUAGAAGCCGCCGAUGUAGACAAAUUAGCCGCAACCCUCAGUGAAGCUAAAAGGCGGUUAGAAGAGAAGGCCAAUCAAGUUGCUAGUACUCCAUUAUACAAAGACAUUCCAUGCAAGGUAGAUGAGUUGCUAAAAGAAAAGCAUAGUAUAGAAGACCAAGUGUUUAAAGUACUAUACAAACCAAAACCAGCACCCAAAGUUGAACCUCCCAAAGAAGAAGCUAAAAAAGAACCUGAACCCAUGGAAACCGAACAGCCAGUACCGAAUGGAAAUGAUGCAUAGAAAACGAAUGCACUUAUUUUUUAUUUUUAUUGUUUAAUAUAUUAUUUUGUUUUGAUAUAUCUGUCACUUUAUAUUUACAUUGUGUGAAUUCACAGAUAAAAAUAUUUUCUAAUGCAACAAUAUUGUAUUACAAAUUAAUAAAUUAAAUAUAAAACACAUAUUUACUUACUAGUUCAAUAGUAGACAUUCAUAACUCUUCAUGGAUUUCUUGUUCUUUUUGUUAACUAUUUAAAAAACUAACUUGAAAAUAAACCAAAUUAUUAUCUUUAUUAAUAUUUA